Octodon degus (degu) is the source of this 1057-nucleotide messenger RNA. RefSeq names its product membrane spanning 4-domains A15 (gene Ms4a15). Gene Ontology annotation, cellular component: plasma membrane. The record is from RefSeq and is a predicted model, not a curated record. The coding region runs from base 1 to 729 and encodes 242 amino acids. The transcript has 6 exons. Lineage: Eukaryota; Metazoa; Chordata; Mammalia; Rodentia; Octodontidae. Gene Ontology annotation, biological process: cell surface receptor signaling pathway.
AUGUCCACACCUCCUGCCAGCAACGGGGUCUUUGUCGUCAUCCCACCCAGCAAUGCUAGUGGCCUCCGCCCACCUCCAGCCAUCCUGCCCACCUCCCUGUGCCAGCCCCCAGGCAUCAUGCAGUUCGAGGAGCCACCGCUGGGGACACAGGUGACCCGAGGGACCCAGCCACCUGACCUGCGUCCCAUGGAGACAUUCCUGACAGGAGAGCCCAAAGCUUUAGGGACAGUGCAGAUCCUCAUUGGCCUCAUCCACUUGGGCUUCGGCAGCGUGCUGCUUAUGGUCCGGCGCGGCCACCUGGGCAUGCUCUUCAUCCAGGGCGGCGUCCCCUUCUGGGGAGGAUCCUGCUUCAUCCUCUCCGGGUCCCUGUCGGUGGCCGCUGAGAGGAGCCACACCAGCUGCCUGGUGAGGAGCAGCGUGGGCACCAACAUCCUCAGCGCCACGGCGGCCUUCGCGGGGACGGCUGUCCUGCUCAUGGACUUCGGCGGCACCAGCUGGGACGUGGGCAGAGGCUACCUGGCGGUACUGACCAUCUUCACCAUCCUGGAGUUCUUCAUUGCUGUUGUCGCCACCCACUUCGGGUGCCAGGCUGCACGCGCGCAGGCCAACGCGUCGGUGAUCUUCCUGCCCAGCACCUUCGGCACAGACUUCGCAGUGCCCAGUCCGGCCGCCUCCCCGCCGCCUGCCUACGAUAACGUGGCCUACGUGCCCAAGGAGUGCUCCGAGUAGCGGAGCGGAGCAGCCCAGCGCACCCCCAGCUGCUUCCCCUCACUCCGCCAGCCUCUCCGCCCGGCUGCUCCGUCUGCACUGCCCAGCAGGGGCGCUGUGCACACAGCCUAGGGACUCCUUCCGGAAGACACCUGCUGGUGUCCAGGGCGUGUGUCCCCCAGCCCUCCAGGGACGCCCUGAGCACCAGUGCCCCGGGGGGGGGGGUGGAGGGGACCGUGGCUCUGCCACCACUCUGGCCUCAGAUUUCCCCCUGGAAUCCACAGCCUGGAAGCAGGAAGCGGAGCACAAACUUUUCACAAAAGAAAGCUGGAGAACUUCAAGUAGAUUC